UCCUCUGCGUAGACCCUAGCCCUGCUUUCUUUUUCUCUUCUAUUCUUUUUGUUUUCCGGGGAAUAUUUAGAAGCUAAAACUCAGAUUCAAAUCUAAUAAACAUUUGAUUUAACCUUUUAUUUUAUUUUUAAUUAAAAAAGAGUUAGUAAUUAUAGUAAUAAAGAGAUAAGGAUGCGGCAAAAUAGUGGCUCGGAUUCGCAGCCACCAGCGCAACCUUCGCAAGAACACCACCAACGCCAACAACCGCCACAAUUGCAUCCGCAGUGGGUGGCGAUGCAGUGUCCGACGGCAGCUAUGGUAAUGCAGCACCGGAUGAUGCAACCGCAGCACUUAGUGGCGCCGCCGCCUCCACCUCAGCACUACCCGUCAUAUCACCCUCAUCAUAAUCAGUUCCAGCAGCACCAGGGAACCGCGCAUCACGCGCAGCAACAACAAGGAUCCAGCGGUGGCGGAGAGAACAAAACCAUUUGGGUUGGUGAUUUGCACCCUUGGAUGGACGAGAACUACCUUCACAGCUGUUUCGCUUCUACCGGCGAGAUUUCAUCCAUCAAGGUCAUCCGCAAUAAGCAGACUGGCCUAUCAGAAGGAUACGGAUUUGUGGAAUUUUUUUCUCAUGCAACGGCAGAGAAAGUUCUCCAAAAUUAUAGUGGCAGUUUGAUGCCUAAUAUGGAUCAACCUUUCCGCCUAAACUGGGCAACUUUUAACACGGGAGAUAAGCGCUCGGAGAAUGGUCCUGAUCUUUCUAUUUUUGUCGGAGAUUUAGCUGCAGAUGUUACUGAUAGCCUAUUGCAUGAAACUUUUGCUAGUAAAUAUCCUUCUGUUAAAGCUGCAAAAGUCGUAAUUGAUGCUAAUACUGGUAGAUCUAAGGGCUAUGGCUUUGUGAGGUUUGGGGAUGAUACUGAGAGGUCAAAUGCCAUGACUGAAAUGAAUGGUGUAUAUUGUUCAAGCAGGCCUAUGCGUAUCAGUGCUGCAACUCCCAGGAAAUCCUCUGGUUAUCAGCAACAGUAUUCUUCGCAAGGUGGCCAUGCAUUAAAUGGUGCUUCAACCCAAUCUGAUGGAGAUUCUUCAAAUACAACCAUAUUUGUUGGAGGGCUUGACCAUAACGUGACCGAGGGAGAUCUCAGGCAACCUUUCUCCCAGUAUGGUGAAAUUUUCUCUGUUAAAAUACCUGUUGGGAAGGGAUGUGGGUUUGUACAAUUCACUAACAGGAACAAUGCUGAGGAGGCGUUGCAGAAGUUGAAUGGAACUAUAAUUGGCAAGCAAACAGUGCGACUCUCUUGGGGUCGCAAUCCAGCAAAUAAGCAGUUCAGAGCAGAUUAUGGUAACCAGUGGGGUGGAACUUACUACGGAGGAGCUGUGUAUGAUGGUUACGGGUAUGCUCUGCCAUCACCUCACAAUCCGGCCAUUUAUGCAGCUGCAUAUGGGGCGUAUCCAUUCUAUGGCAGUUAUCAGCAACAAGUAAACUGAAAUAAUAACAGCAGAAGAAAGUAUCUCGUCAGUAGACAACUCACACUAGAGGAGAGGUGUAGCUUUCUUGGUUGUGUAGAAUUCUUAUAAAUCCCUCCAGAUGUGGAGUGGAGCUGAAUUUUGACCCCUUAAGUAGGAUAUUUUAGGGUUUGGAUUGAUCAUUUGUUUGAUUUUCUCCGAGUU
Messenger RNA from Hibiscus syriacus, 1650 nucleotides. RefSeq names its product polyadenylate-binding protein RBP47-like. The transcript is spliced from 6 exons. Gene Ontology annotation, molecular function: mRNA binding. NCBI's taxonomy places the organism in Eukaryota, Viridiplantae, Streptophyta, Magnoliopsida, Malvales, Malvaceae. The record is from RefSeq and is a predicted model, not a curated record. Bases 172 to 1467 code for a protein of 431 amino acids. Gene Ontology annotation, cellular component: cytosol.